AUGGCUGAUCCAGACACCGGCGGCGCAACACGAGCAGCGGCCCGAUCGAUCCAGCCACCGGCGGCGCGUCCCCUCGAGCGCGAGCAGCGGCCGAUCCAUCCACCGGCGGCGCGUCCCCUCGAGCGCAAGCAGGGGCCGAUCCAGCCAUCGGCGGCGCAGCGCGAGCAGCAGGCCAUCGAUCCAAGCACCGGUGGUGCGGCGCGAGCAGGGGCCCGAUCGAUCCAGCCACCGGCGACGCGACGCGAGCAGCGGCCCAAUCGAUCUAGCCGUCGGCAGGGCGGCAUGAGCAACAGCUCGGUCGAUCCAGCCAUUUGCGGGGCGGGGCGAGCAACGGACGGUCCAACCACCGAGGGGCGUCGCAAGCAGAUCUUCCUGUUGUCCACGAGCCUGCUUGCUUGGUCUUCGCCCAGAUCAUCCAUCCAUCCAUAG
This is a messenger RNA of Hordeum vulgare subsp. vulgare (domesticated barley), 429 nucleotides long. RefSeq lists its product as uncharacterized. Lineage: Eukaryota; Viridiplantae; Streptophyta; Magnoliopsida; Poales; Poaceae. The record is from RefSeq and is a predicted model, not a curated record. Bases 1 to 429 code for a protein of 142 amino acids. The transcript has a single exon.